CCGUGUUUACAGUGAGUAACCUGACGCCUUUGAGGGGACUUAUUGGGAUUUUACUGUGUCGUCGAGUCAGAUUAAACAACAAUAAAAAGCCGAAUCGUUUCGCUCAGCACUUAGAUUGAAGAUGGAGAAGAAGGAGGGGGUCGUUGCGGUCAAACGGACCAGCUCAGAACAGAGAAAACUGCGCUCUCGUGAUGCGGCCAGAUGCAGGCGGAGUCAGGAGACCGAGGUCUUUUAUGAGCUCGCCCACACUCUGCCUCUCCCACGCCGAGUGUCCACCCACCUGGACAAAGCCGCCAUCAUGAGAGUGACCCUCAGCUUCCUGCGAAUGCACCACCUGCUUCGAUCAGAUAAGAAUCUGAAAGAAGAGCCUAAAGAGGAGGAAGUGGAGGCGGAGGAGGAGGAGGAGGAGGAGGAGAAGGAUGAAGAUCCGAUGGAUGCUUUCUAUCCUCAGGCGCUGGCUGGCUUCAUCAUGGUGAUGACCGAGGAGGGAGAUAUGAUCUACCUGACAGAGAAUGUCAACAAACACAUUGGCAUCACACAGCUGGAGCUGCUGGGUCAGAGCAUCUAUGACUUUGUUCAUCCCUGCGAUCAAGAGGAGCUCAGAGACCUGCUGACUCCACGUCCAGGUCUGAGUAAGAAAUCACGGACAGAACAGACGAGCGAGAGAAACUUCUUUGUGCGAAUGAAGAGCACACUGACCACCAGGGGGCGCACUGUCAACAUCAAAUCUGCCACCUGGAAGGUCCUCCACUGCACAGGCCAAAUUCGUCCCUUUGGCAGCGGCUCUGCGUCGCCCCCUGCAGGCAGAGUCAUGACCCUGCUGUGUGAGCCCAUCCCACACCCAUCCAGCGUGGAGUUCCCUCUGGAUACUUGCACCUUCCUCACCCGUCACAGCAUGGACCUGCGCUUCACCCACUGCGAGGGCAGGGUUGCAGAGCUGGUGGGAUACAAACCUGAUGAUUUGAUUGGACGCUCAGGCUUCGAGUUUCUUCACGCGCUCGACUCGGAUCACAUCAACAAGAGCCUGCACACAUUGCUCUCCAAAGGUCAGGUCAGCACCAGCCAGUACCGUUUCCUGGCAAACAACGGCGGCUACGUGUGGGCGGAGACUCAGGCCACAGUGCUGUACAACAGUAAAACUUCCCAGCCGGACGCCAUCGUCUGCCUCAACUUCAUCCUCAGCUCUGUGGAGCAGCCGGAUGUGAUUUUCUCCAUGGAGCAGACCCGCUGUAGUCGCGUGCCUAAAAUUGAACCGGCAGAUGAGGACUCCGGGACUGCCGACAUACGCGAGUCUGAAACUGACAGUGAGCCUCGCACUGUUUCCACUGAGGCUGAAGAUGUGGAUUCAGAUUCCAGCAGCAGCGCGAAGCUCUUCAUGGAGCUGCGGGAGAAGCCGGAGGAGCUGCUGCAAUUGGCUCCUGAUGCUGGAGACACCAUCGUACCUCUGAGUCCAGGUUCUGUCGAGCUCUCAUUUGCCAGUCCACCCAGUCCAGAUUCUGUGCCCGAGCACCCUCAGGAUCUGUGCACCCCGCAGCUGAGAAAGCUCCUCGCACCCAUCUUUGACCCCAUCACUCCUCCUCCAUCUGCAUCCUCAUCCUCUUCUUCACCAUCGCCGAGCUCCUCACCUGAACCCGAGCAGAGCCGCAGUGAAGAGGAGGUGAUGGACACCAGCGAGGUGGAAAAGUUCUUCGCCUUUUGGCCAGAAGAUGCCCAGAAGAAAGAUACCCUGGUGGAGAUGGAGGGGAUGGACCUGGACAUGUUGGCUCCGUACAUCUCCAUGGAUGAUGACUUCCAGCUGACCUUCCUCAGCAGUAUGACCGAGGAAGCUGAGAAACCUUCGUCAUCCGAAAGUUCAGCAACAAGCAGGAAACGGACCCAUGACUCUGCUGAAGAGAUGUUGUCAACAGUGAUGCUUCAGGACAAGAGACCGAAAAAGGAUCCUUCCAUAGAGGAGGAGCUUCUUCUCACCCACAAACUACUGGACAGUCUGGAUGAAACCGACCAACCAGAUCUGAUCAUGGACCCGGUGCCGGAGAGUCGCAGCCAUCUGCUCACAGACAGAGAUCCGGUCUUAGGAGGCAUGCAAGGACUGUGUGACACCGCAGCUCUGAUGAAGGACAUAUUUGUAUCUCGCCCGACUCUCCUCUCGCCACCUCUCUCACCUAUGACCUAAAGGAGUUCCUGCCAGUCACGAGUUGGCCCGACUUCACCGCUUAAAACGAGAAAGUCGACUUUGGAUCUGCCUGCAAACACUGCAUCCUGAGCGCACACCUACAGACAUGCACGCACAAGAUUCGAGACUCACACACGCUGCAUCACUUCGCCUUCGGAUCGUUGAUUGUAGCCAAAGCCGAACGGUCUCUUGAUGUUGGCUUUUCCCGUCCGUCUCUCACUGUGAAACAAGAGCCGGCGACCCGCUCUGGAGCCGGGAAAAGUCAAAGCGAAGAUGCUCCAAAUUGGCUUCCCGCAACCCGGCACAGCUCAAGCGCUCGCUUUCCUCCAUCAUCACUUACUUUUCGUCAGGGAUUUAAUCUGAGAAGUCAUCACUGAGGUCUGUCCGUUGUGAUGGAAACGGCAGGUGGUGCUAAUUUUCCUCAUGCGAACGAUGUGAAAGAUUAAUCAUCCCGAAUGGGUUUAACGGUGAGACAAAAAGAGACGUGUUUCUCUGCAGCUAAAUUUCUCACAGUUUGAUCACAUUAUAAAGGUGUACAGAACAACCAUGUCAGCAAAAAUCACCGUCAUCCUUCAGUCAGUGUCUCAACUAACAAAAAGUAAAUAAAUCACUCGCUCUUCCACUUUACUCAGAAAUAAACAAAAAAAACUUGCGAAAUCAGUGGCAUGUCAUUUCAGUGGCAUAUUUUUGUGUUUUUUAUACACUUGUAAACAUUUUUUUCUUUUUUUUUUAAAUGAUGCAAUUACUAGAAAGUUCUGAUAGUUUUAUUUCAGCGUUCUCUUCAGAUCCUGAGUCGCCCUUCGUCGCAGAUUGUUCUUCAUGUCUAAUCUUUAAUCCCGAGGGGCCCGGUGGGUGCCCUUCAUCUUCUCUUACACUCUCUAUAAGCUAAUGUGAGGUGAUCAAUUGGCUUUCAGACGUGUCCCCGUAGCCGUGGGUAACCUGCUGAGGGUGUGGUCAAACGGCAAAAAAAAAAUAAAAAUAAAAAAAAAAAAAUUUGAUGGGUAUUGCUUUGUCCUUUUUUAUUGUGGUUUUGAAUAUAUAUAUAAACAUAUAUAUAUUUCUAUAAUCGAUUUAUCUUGCCAUUAUUGUUAGUUAAAGCAUCAGUAGAGUAAGCUUGUUUAUAUGCUGGUAAAAAUGUGAUGAAACACUAGAAUUUAGUUUUGUUUUUUGUCCUUAAGAUCAAAUUUUAUGACUUUAACAAAUUUUACCUCAAAUUAAAUGAGUUGAAAGUAGGCUUGCAUCCUUCAGUUGCAGUGUUUGAUGAAAUAUUGUGAUUUUGAUGUUGAGGAUUGUUUUCAUUUGGCCACAAUCAUCUUCUCCUUUUCCACACGUUAUCUGAAAAACUACAAACUGUCUGUGUGCUACUCCCUGCCCCCUGUAAAACUGCCAUUUUAUCUCAAACGUGUUACCUCUUCCAGAGCUGUCUGUGCCUUUUUCUCACCCAGUGAAAAACAUUGUUUGGCCUGUUACUGUCACGCAGGAUCUGUUCAUUAUUUCCCCCCGAUGAUUUACACAGAGGGAGAGGGGUUGUAUACUGUUUUCUUUUCUUUUUACUCUUUAUCCUGUACGUAUUCUUGAGCUAAAUAAAGCUGAUGAAGCAAAA
Molecule: messenger RNA, 3776 nt
Organism: Oreochromis aureus
Lineage: Eukaryota; Metazoa; Chordata; Actinopteri; Cichliformes; Cichlidae
Gene: hif1al
Product: hypoxia inducible factor 1 subunit alpha, like
Exons: 15
Coding region: 122-2173 (683 amino acids)
Biological process (GO): cellular response to hypoxia; regulation of transcription by RNA polymerase II
Molecular function (GO): protein dimerization activity; RNA polymerase II transcription regulatory region sequence-specific DNA binding; DNA-binding transcription factor activity, RNA polymerase II-specific
Source: RefSeq, a predicted model, not a curated record